AUGAAUGAUCCGUCACCGUCGCCGCCGAAUAACUUAAUAAUCCAGGCGAAUCCGCAAAUUGCCGCCGCUCUCGCCGUUACUUCUGUAAGAAUCGAUAAUCUGUGCCGUCCCUCGCUCCCACCCCACUUUGUCUCGUCUUUUCUCUCCUAAUAUCCAUAAGCAGCGUCAUGAAUAACACAUAGGAAACAACACACAAAAAUGCAAAAAAGGCAGAAGAAAAGUGCUGUGCGCUUCGCUUUUGCAGUGUCCCUGUCCGUCCGGCCGCCGCCGCCGCACCGAAAAUAUUACGAGCCGUGAAUAAAAAAGGAAUAAAAGACGGGAAAAAGCGAAACGUUUCGGCUGUUCCUCUGUGUGUUCGUGCUUAUUCAUCAUCAAUCGAUACUCCCCAUUCAUCCCGAGCUUCGUCCGAACCGUCCAUAUUCUGCAUUUCUGUAACUAAUUCCCCUAAACUAUGUGGCCCUAUCACAAUCCGUUCAAUGUAUUCCAAGCGCCAUUUCAGCCGAUGCAACAGCAGGGCGUCCCGCCGCAACAUCCCGGGGAUCAACAAUUUAUGGGCUCGCCCCCGCAGCCGCCCAUGGGAAUGAGCGGUCCGAUCCGAAUCCAGCCGAUGCAGCAGAGUAAGCAAUCAGAAAUGUAUUAGCUCAUUAUUAAAAUUCCCAUCAGAAUUUUUAGUGCGUCCGAUGCCGUACCCGAACCAACAAAUGCGUGUCCAAGGCCCUCCGCCCGGAAAUCCGCACUUUUCUCCGAUGGGAAUGCAACAACAACAACAGUUUGCACAGAACGGACAGCCCAUGCAAAUGUCCCGUCCGAUGGCACCGCCGCCAGGACAAGGGGGCCAAAUGCCGAUGGGUAUGCAGGCGGGACCUUCCGGACAUCCGAUGGGAAUGGGCGGUCCGCCUCCGCACAUGGUUCAGCAGCAAGGCGGUCCUCCUCCGCAGUUUGUGGUAAAGUUUUGAAAAAUAUUAUGGGAAAGCAAACAUUUUUAAACACACUGCCUAAUUUUCAGCACAAUUCAUCGCCGAUGCCGCCUCAACCGCUUUCCCGUCAAGAUCAGUACCCUCCGAUGGGUCAGGAAAGAAUUCCGCCACCGCAACCACCCCUGCAGCAGCAGACUCAGCCGCCGCUACAGCAGCAGCAGCAGCCGAUCAUGAUGACUGCUGUUACGUGCGGAGCCAUUAUGGACAAGAUCAAGCUGGACGAGCUGAUGGCGCAGAUCAGCACGACGACGGUGCUUGAGGAGAACGUGAAGGAGGUGCUGAUCGAGUACGCCGACGAUUUUGUGAGCGCUCUGAUCGACAAGGCGUGCAAGAUGAUCAAGCAUCGGGAGGUGAAGAAGAUCGAGUCGAGGGACAUCGAAUUCAUUCUCAAAAACUGCUACAACAUGCCUGUGGUCAGCUUUCUUCUUUAUUCCUUCCCUAAAAGCCCCCUAUUUUGUUUCAGGCUCCGCGAGCUUCUACCCAGGUCUUCGGCGGUCACAGCGAGUCAGUCAUUGAUCUUUCGAAGGAGAAACACAUUCCGACAGAGGCGCACAAGCAGAGACUCGCCCUUUUGAAGAAACAAAUCCGAAAAGUUUAA
This is a messenger RNA of Caenorhabditis sp. 36 PRJEB53466, 1575 nucleotides long. The record is from the annotation of a GenBank genome assembly. NCBI's taxonomy places the organism in Eukaryota, Metazoa, Nematoda, Chromadorea, Rhabditida, Rhabditidae.